AGCUAGCACAUCUCAUCGUACUACUUACGAUGCUAGGGAUGAUACGUACAGUACCUACGAACGAACGACGCGCUAGCCGUGACGACGACGAAAGACGCCGCGGAACGUCGCGCUCGCGGCGAACUUCUUCGCCUCCGCGGCGGCUUCGAGUAACGUCUCUCCGGCGAGCGUUUUAUCCAAAACGACAAACAACCCCCUCUCAUCCGCCGCCGCCGCGGCGUCUUCCUUCGUCGUCGUCGUUCGCGUCGCGUACACCCAACGGUCGUCGCUCCCGCGCGCGCACGCCUCCGAGAUCGGCGCGGCGUCCGACGCGGGAUGAUCCCAAUCGUCUCGAACGUGGUCGAGCGUCCGCAGCGCGCUCGCGGACGUCCCCUCGACGCGCCGCUCGCGAGAAGACCCGACGCGCGUCGCGGAGGCGGGAUCGCGAAACGCGUACACGUGGCGUUCGCGCGGCUCACACGUGGCGUCGGCGUCGGCGUCGGCGUCGGCGUCGGCUCCGCCGCGCGUCGUCGUCUCCGCGGUGGGCGAAUAGGAGAGCGCCGCGUGGAGGUCGACGAGGCGGGGCGACGCGGCGGCGGCGACGGCGUCGCGCAGCCGCGCGGUUUCGUUUUCCCCCUCGUUCGCGUCCGCGGCGCCGCCGCGCGCCAGCGCGACGACGGCGACGGCGUCGCCGCUCGGCGGCAGCACCGCGAACGCGUCCACGACGCCGUCGGCGAGGUGCAUCGGAAGCGGCGGCGGCGGCGACGACGACGACGCGACGGCGCGCCACUCCCCGUCCAUGAACGGCCACGACGCGCCGCCGCCGCCGCCGC
This is a messenger RNA of Micromonas pusilla CCMP1545, 812 nucleotides long. RefSeq lists its product as uncharacterized. The transcript has a single exon. The record is from RefSeq and is a predicted model, not a curated record. NCBI's taxonomy places the organism in Eukaryota, Viridiplantae, Chlorophyta, Mamiellophyceae, Mamiellales, Mamiellaceae. The coding region runs from base 30 to 782 and encodes 250 amino acids.